CGGAGCUUUCUUCAUUCUCUCGUCGAACGUCGAAUCGAGCAGCUGUUCCCCGGAGAACCGGCUGAAUAUUUCCAACCAAACACACAGCACAAAACAAGGAAAAUGAUUGCGCAAAGUGUAAUCAGCAGUCUGCGGCCCUGUGCCCGCCGUUUGGCCAGCACGAGCUCCAAAGCCGCAGCCCCCAAGUUCAACUGGCUGGAUCCUCUAAAUUUGGAGAGCCAGCUGACCGAGGAGGAGGUGGCCAUUCGGGAUGCGUUCCGCGGAUACUGCCAGGCGGAACUGCAGCCGCGAGUGAAGAUGGCCAACCGCCUGGAGACCUUCGAUAAAAAGAUCAUGGAGGAGAUCGGCAGCUUGGGAGUCCUUGGAUGCACCAUUAAGGGUUACGGUUGUGCCGGGGUCUCCAGCGUCGCCUACGGAUUGCUGACCCGCGAGGUGGAGCGUGUGGACUCCGCCUAUCGGUCCGCCGUAAGUGUCCAGAGUUCGCUGGCAAUGGGCGCAAUUUACGACUUCGGCUCAGAGGAGCAGAAGCAACGCUAUCUGCCCAGUAUGGCGGAGGGCAAGCUGAUCGGUGCAUUUGGACUGACUGAACCCAACCACGGCAGCGAUCCGGCCGGCAUGGAGACCCGCGCCAAAUACGACAGCAAAAGCAAGACUUACAUUCUGAACGGGUCCAAGACCUGGAUAACUAGUGCGCCCAUUGCCGACGUAAUAGUCGUAUGGGCCAAAUGCGAAGAUGGCAAGGUUCGAGGCUUCCUGGUGGACCGUAAGAUAUCCGGCCAAGGAUUAGAAACACCCAAGAUAGAGGGCAAGUUUUCGCUACGCGCGUCGCCCACGGGAAUGAUCCUGAUGGACGACGUUCGAGUGCCGGAAGAGCAGCUUCUCCCCAAUGUGUCGGGUUUUAGUGGACCCUUCACCUGCCUGAACAAUGCUCGCUAUGGAAUCGCCUGGGGCGCUCUGGGAGCUGCUGAAACCUGUGUGGAGAUUGCACGCCAGUAUACCCUCGAUCGCAAGCAAUUUGGCCGCCCUUUGGCUGCAAAUCAGUUAAUCCAGAAGAAACUGGCCGAUGCCAUCACGGAGAUUUCUUUGGGCCUGCAGGCCUGUCUGCAUGUGGGCCGCCUUAAGGAUCAGAAGCUGCAUACGCCCGAGAUGAUCUCCCUUCUGAAGCGGAAUAACACUGGAAAAUCACUGCAUAUUGCCCGCGAAAUGAGGGAUGUGCUAGGUGGCAAUGGAAUCAGUGACGAAUACCAUGUGAUUCGGCAUGUGAUGAACUUGGAGUCGGUGAACACCUAUGAAGGCACGCACGAUAUACACGCUUUGAUUUUAGGGCGCGCCAUUACAGGACUGGCGGCAUUUGCUAACUAAUUUCCCUUUUUGAAUGUUAUAAAGAACUGCAUUUACUACUGUGUUAGAUGUGUAUGAGUCAAUGUGAAUAAAUUUCGAUUAAAUCAAA
Drosophila rhopaloa is the source of this 1450-nucleotide messenger RNA. RefSeq names its product glutaryl-CoA dehydrogenase, mitochondrial. NCBI's taxonomy places the organism in Eukaryota, Metazoa, Arthropoda, Insecta, Diptera, Drosophilidae. Gene Ontology annotation, cellular component: mitochondrial inner membrane. Gene Ontology annotation, molecular function: glutaryl-CoA dehydrogenase activity; fatty-acyl-CoA binding; flavin adenine dinucleotide binding. The coding region runs from base 103 to 1362 and encodes 419 amino acids. The record is from RefSeq and is a predicted model, not a curated record. The transcript has 2 exons. Gene Ontology annotation, biological process: fatty acid beta-oxidation using acyl-CoA dehydrogenase; fatty-acyl-CoA biosynthetic process.